CAGUUCCGGUGGUUGGCGGCGACGCCGGUGUUGGGGCAGCGGCAGCGCGGCCCCCGCGGCAUCCCCCGGACCGGAGCGGACCGGACGCUCCCCGCCCGCCGCCGCCGCCAUGGCCUCGCUGCUCAAGGUGGACCCGGAGGUGAAGCUCAAGGUGGAUUCCUUCAGGGAGCGGAUCACAAGCGAGGCUGAAGACCUGGUGGCAAACUUUUUCCCAAAGAAGCUGUUAGAACUCGAUGGGUUCCUCAAGGAUCCUAUCUUGAAUAUUCAUGAUCUCACUCAGAUCCAUUCGGACAUGAACCUCCCAGUGCCUGACCCAAUUCUUCUCACAAACAGCCACGAUGGACUGGAUGGGCCAAAUAUGAAAAAGAGGAAGCUGGAGGACCGCGAGGAGACCUUUCAGGGUACCAAAGUGUUUGUGAUGCCCAAUGGGAUGCUGAAGAGCAACCAGCAGCUGGUGGACAUCAUUGAGAAAGUGAAACCAGAAAUCAGGCUGCUUAUUGAGAAGUGUAAUACGGUCAAAAUGUGGGUGCAGCUUCUCAUUCCCAGGAUAGAAGAUGGAAACAACUUUGGUGUUUCUAUUCAGGAGGAAACAGUCGCUGAGCUUCGAACUGUGGAGAGUGAGGCAGCGUCCUACCUGGACCAGAUUUCUAGAUAUUAUAUCACAAGAGCAAAAUUGGUUUCCAAAAUAGCUAAGUACCCUCAUGUGGAGGACUAUCGCCGCACCGUGACCGAGAUCGACGAGAAGGAGUACAUUAGUCUGCGCCUGAUCAUUUCAGAGCUGAGGAAUCAAUAUGUCACUUUGCAUGACAUGAUCCUUAAAAACAUUGAGAAGAUCAAGAGGCCUCGGAGCAGCAAUGCUGAGACCCUCUAUUAAGUGUCAACGUUUGAACUUGAGAACUGUUCAGUCAGCUAAAGACCGUCAUUGCCUUGGUUUGUUACGUGACUAUCGAGAUGGGAAACUGGCUGGAAAUAGUAUCGCAUUCUUAGUUAAACUCUAAAGAAACUUGCCUAGUUUUGUGAUUGGUUUUGUUCAGGUCUCAGGAGCUCUCCCUCCCUCUAGUAACUGGUACCGAGAAGGCCGUGCUGCUUUGGGGUGCCCUAGAGGCUGCUUUGGAGUGAGAGCACCAGCCAGGCAGGAACAUUCCUUCAUGCCUUUCUUCCUACCUGAGUAGGAGCGACACUAGAGACCAAGCCCCUGUCCUGCCCCAUCUCUUAGCUGGGGUCUCUGGGAGUGGGGCAGACAGAGCAUGCUGGGGUGGUGGUGCUGUGGGGGAGAAGCUGGCUCUUUGCUGCUGGGCCCCUCUGCUGCUGGUGCUCUGCAAGGACAGGGGAGCCUGCCCCUCCUGGUCCCGGUGCUGCUGCCUGCUCUGCCCUCCUGGCUCUCUCCUGACAGCAGAACCUGCCCCUUGUCCCUCUGCCUUGUCAGUUCUGGCUAGAUCAGUGCAGAGCAGCACAAGGUGGUGCUUGAAACUCAGCUGGUCACUGUCCCAGCUGGUCAGGAGCUCAGGUGGCUUCUGCCCCUGGUUGUGAUUGGACUUAGAGCCCCUUUCUUGGCUAAACCCAACGUUAUUCACACACAUCCUGCUGCCCCUUCAGCAUGAGAGGAGGGGGGGCCCGGGGUCCGAUACUAACUCCUGGUAGUCUCCACACGUGCUCAGGCUGAGCCCCGCUGUCCCCUGGCAGUGCUCCCGUGCAGCUGGUGCUUGGGGUGAGGAUGGCUGGUGCCCACCUACCUGGUCCCAUGGCAGACCCCGUAGGCCUUCCCCUGCAGAGGGCAUGCUCGUGUGCCUGGGGGCUCCGCCGGGACGUUUCAUGGUCCAUUACAAACCCCUUUGGGAAUGACUGGUUGUGUUGCAUCAGUUUCUGUGUGUGGCAAAUGGGCCCAGAACGCUGCAAGCUCCAAAAUUUUUCUUAUUUAUAGUAUUUCUACUUGAGUCCCCUCUUCAGGGAACGUGAAGUCAUUUGUUUCAGGAACCUCACUGUUGCCCAGGUCUCGCUGUUACACCUGUAUAUUCUCAUUGUGCAGUAGCCUUAAUAGUUGUGUUCCCCCCAUUGUAACAACAGUGACAAAUGGAAUGAAUUCUCUCCCUUCCCUUUGUUUUUUACUUAGUUUCUUUGUUUCUUCUGCUUCCACCUCUAAGAGCCAUGGUGUCUCUUGCUGGUUUCCCAGGGAUUUGCCCCGAGUGUGGAGGGCUGCUGGCCCUUGCUAUAGACUCUUCUGUUGUUGUUUGUAGUAAGUCAACUCUUAGUCUUCCCGCUAAUAAAUGCUCAGUAACAAACCAACUGCAUUCUGGCUGCUGUCUGGGAGCAGCACUUCCCCUUGUGUUUGUAUUGAUUCCUUUUGAGUUGUUGGGCUCUCUUUGCCAGAUGAACGUAUGUAAACUUUGACCAUGUCAAGAAAUUAAAAUGAGGUACUUGGAAUUCUUCUAA
Messenger RNA from Pezoporus occidentalis (night parrot), 2430 nucleotides. It is a transcript of the gene PSME3, whose product is annotated as proteasome activator subunit 3. Gene Ontology annotation, molecular function: endopeptidase activator activity. NCBI's taxonomy places the organism in Eukaryota, Metazoa, Chordata, Aves, Psittaciformes, Psittacidae. Gene Ontology annotation, biological process: regulation of proteasomal protein catabolic process; regulation of G1/S transition of mitotic cell cycle; positive regulation of endopeptidase activity. Gene Ontology annotation, cellular component: cytoplasm; nucleoplasm; proteasome activator complex. Bases 110 to 874 code for a protein of 254 amino acids. The record is from RefSeq and is a predicted model, not a curated record. The transcript has 11 exons.